This is a messenger RNA of Castor canadensis (American beaver), 1742 nucleotides long. NCBI's taxonomy places the organism in Eukaryota, Metazoa, Chordata, Mammalia, Rodentia, Castoridae. The record is from RefSeq and is a predicted model, not a curated record.
UGCGGGUGGCUGUGGGCUGGUGAUAGCUGUGGCGGCGUCCAAGAUGUCGACCAAAAAUUUUCGAGUCAGUGACGGGGACUGGAUUUGUCCUGACAAAAAGUGUGGAAAUGUAAACUUUGCUAGAAGAACCAGCUGUAAUCGCUGUGGUCGGGAGAAAACAACUGAGGCCAAGAUGAUGAAAGCUGGGGGCACAGAAAUAGGAAAGACACUUGCAGAAAAGAGCCGAGGACUAUUUAGUGCUAAUGACUGGCAGUGUAAAACUUGCAGUAAUGUGAAUUGGGCCAGAAGAUCAGAGUGUAACAUGUGUAAUACUCCAAAGUAUGCUAAAUUAGAAGAAAGAACAGGAUAUGGUGGUGGUUUUAAUGAAAGAGAAAAUGUUGAAUAUAUAGAAAGAGAAGAAUCUGAUGGAGAAUAUGAUGAGUUUGGACGUAAAAAGAAAAAAUACAGAGGGAAGGCAGUUGGUCCUGCAUCUAUAUUAAAGGAAGUUGAAGAUAAAGAAUCAGAGGGAGAAGAAGAGGAUGAGGAUGAAGAUCUUUCUAAGUAUAAAUUGGAUGAGGAUGAGGAUGAAGAUGAUGCCGACCUCUCAAAAUACAAUCUUGAUGCCAGUGAAGAAGAAGAUAGUAAUAAAAAGAAAUCUAAUAGACGAAGUCGUUCAAAGUCUCGAUCUUCACAUUCACGAUCUUCAUCACGCUCAUCCUCCCCCUCAAGUUCAAGGUCUAGGUCCAGGUCCCGUUCAAGAAGUUCUUCCAGUUCGCAGUCAAGAUCUCGUUCCAGUUCCAGAGAACACUCGAGAUCUCGUGGGUCGAAAUCAAGAUCCAGCUCUAGGUCCACAGGGGCUCUUCCUCCCCACGAAAAAGAUCUUACUCAAGUUCUUCAUCUUCUCCUGAGAGGAACAGAAAAAGAAGUCGGUCUAGAUCUUCUUCACCUGGUGAUCGCAAAAAAAGACGAACAAGAUCACGGUCACCCGAAAGGUUUGGGUUUCUGUAGAAAUAAGAAUGGGUGUUAAGUGUAUUUAAUAUUUCCUAGUCAAGGGUUAGAUUUCUGUCUCUUGUUCUAUUUUAAAUUACACUUUUCAUCUUUAAACUUAAAGAAUCAGAUUGCUUUGUUUAACCUAAUACUAUGAUCAAGUUAUUUAGAAAAGUUCCAGAUCAAACCAUUCUCUGAUCAUUUUAUUGUUUAAAUUCUUAUUUCCAUGUAUAUUAGUAUAGCCAACUCUCGGUUAUUUUUGUCUUUUAAUUGCAACUCAGAAGCUGUAUGUUGAAGUAAUUUUCAGGUUGAUUUUUAUAUUUAUGCUAUUUUAAAUUAAACAUUAGAAAUGGUAGGAAUUCUAGGGCAUUUAAUACAAGUUAACUUCCAAGAUCGUUGGGACUCUGUCCUCAUUUAUGUAUGAAUGCAUUUACAUAGCAAGUUGCUUUGUGCCCUUCAUAAGGAAAUUAUUCUUUGUAGGUUACACAUUUUUCGUCUUAUAGUCCAAAUCCUUCUUUUUUUCAUUUAAAUAAGGACCUUUACUAUAUUACUUUACUGUAUGAUUAAUUUUCUUAGUAUCUAAUACAUAGUUAUUUUGCUAACUUCAUUUGUAAUCUUUGCAAAUUUUACAUAUCCUCUUAGUUUUUAAAAAUAAGGAUUAUGUAAAGUCUGAUAAUAGCUGGGUUCAGUGAUAGGAUUAUCUCAUUCCUGCAGUACAGAAUGAUUAGAAUUCAAAGUUUAGAUGCUAAGAUUACACACAAUUAGUGUGUUUCUGU